Molecule: messenger RNA, 4967 nt
Organism: Xenopus tropicalis (tropical clawed frog)
Lineage: Eukaryota; Metazoa; Chordata; Amphibia; Anura; Pipidae
Gene: piga
Product: phosphatidylinositol glycan anchor biosynthesis class A
Exons: 6
Coding region: 193-1671 (492 amino acids)
Biological process (GO): GPI anchor biosynthetic process
Cellular component (GO): glycosylphosphatidylinositol-N-acetylglucosaminyltransferase (GPI-GnT) complex; rough endoplasmic reticulum membrane
Molecular function (GO): phosphatidylinositol N-acetylglucosaminyltransferase activity; glycosyltransferase activity
Source: RefSeq, a predicted model, not a curated record
CAACGUUUUCAUUUCUAGCCUACAGUGUCCAGUUAUAGUCAAGUGUGAAGUUGCCUGACACUAUGGGGUUGCUUUGGGCAGUGAUUGUAUCCCAACUUGGCGAUGCUGGCAAAUGCACAAGUUCAGCUGUGGCUGCUGUGACUGCAGAACUUUAAAUUAAGGAGAGGAGAUUCCCUAAGUCAAGAGUUGGCCAUGGUUUACAGGAGACACUGCUCGUGCACUAACCCCUACAGUAGUGCUACAUGUGAUUGCCAUGCCACCCCCAGGUUCCACAGCAUUUGUAUGGUCUCUGACUUUUUUUAUCCAAAUGUGGGAGGAGUGGAAAGUCACAUUUAUCAGCUGUCACAGUGCCUGAUUGAAAGAGGACACAAAGUUAUCAUUGUCACUCAUGCUUAUGGGGACAGGAAAGGGAUUCGCUACCUCACCAAUGGCCUGAAAGUUUAUUACUUACCGUUGAAGGUCAUGUAUAACCAGUCUACAGCAACAACCCUUUUGCACAGCCUUCCGCUCCUCAGGUUUAUAUUCGUAAGGGAACGUGUCUCUGUCAUUCAUUCCCACAGCUCCUUCUCUGCUAUGGCCCAUGAUGCACUCUUCCAUGCCAAGACUAUGGGGCUGCAUACGGUUUUCACAGACCACUCUCUCUUUGGAUUUGCUGAUGUCAGCUCGGUGCUUACCAACAAGCUUCUCACUGUGUCUUUAUGCGACACAAAUCACAUCAUCUGCGUUUCUUACACUAGCAAAGAAAACACUGUUCUCCGGGCAGCUCUGAAUCCUGAAAUUGUAUCUGUCAUCCCAAAUGCUAUCGACCCCACAGACUUCACUCCAGACCCCAAAAUAAGGGAUAGAAGUAGAAUUACUGUUGUCGUAGUUAGCAGACUUGUUUACAGAAAAGGAAUUGAUUUGCUGGGCGGUAUUAUUCCUGAAAUGUGUCAGAGAUACCCAAAUCUCCAUUUCAUUAUCGGGGGAGAGGGACCAAAACGAAUCAUUUUAGAAGAGGUGCGAGAAAGGUACCAGCUCCAUGACAGGGUGAGACUUCUGGGAGCCCUGGAACAUCAGCAGGUGCGCAAUGUCCUCGUGCAAGGGGAUAUCUUUCUGAACACAUCUUUAACUGAGGCCUUUUGUAUGGCCAUUGUAGAAGGGGCCAGCUGUGGAUUACAGGUGGUGAGCACAAGAGUGGGUGGAAUUCCUGAGGUGCUACCCGAGAAUUUCAUUAUUCUUUGUAAGCCGUCAGUGAAGUCUCUGUGCAGCGGCUUAGAGCAAGCCAUUAACAGGCUGCUGGCUGGGGAACUGCUGAGCCCUGAAACAAUCCACAGAACAGUGAGCACAUUUUAUACAUGGAGAGAUGUGGCUGAGAGGACUGAAAAAGUAUGUGUAUACAAUCGAGUGGCCCAGGAAGUUGUCCUACCAAUGGACCAGAGGCUUGAGCGACUUGUGAGGCACUGCGGAGUAGUGACUGGCUGUAUUUUUGCCCUUUUUGCCAUUGUAAGCUUCCUGUUGCUGAACUUUCUGAGAUGGAUGACUCCAGAUUCUUCUAUUGACAUUGCUGUGAAUGCAACAGGGCCAAAUGGUGCCUGGUUGAGACAAUAUUCCACUGAAAGGAAACAUGAACUCACCAGAAAGAGGGACCCUGAUGCCUGUAAAGAACCAUCUGACCUUUCUGCAGAACAUUGAUAUAUUUGGUGAACAACUGAAUGAUUUGUACAGUAUUCUCAGUGCGAAGUGCUGCCUAAUGCAAUCUGAUGCUUACUAUUUGGCAUCAUUUCCAAUUUCUUCCAUUCUACUUUUAACAGUUAUACUGUUAUACAUAUUGUUAUACAUUUCUGUUGGCCUCUGCCCGUAGCAUUGAGGUUUUACUUUCCUACAAAGUGCACAGGGCUGAUCUUUGGGUAAUGAAAAGCAUUUGUGCUAGGCCUCCAAUAAAAGAGGCCCAUUGGGCGUGGGAAAUUAUUGGUAAAAGUACAAAACAUGGAUGAUAUUUUCAUAUAUACUUUGGCCUUUUAGCCAUUGUUAGAAUACAACUUAUUGAUGACUAUGGACAACCACAAACUAACUGGGUGUAGCCCAACAACAGCUGAAGGCAUUGCAAAUUGCACACAUUUGAAAAGUUACUCUGCCCUUAUAUUGGGGCCCUGCACUUCCGUUACAGCAUGGGGUCCCAUCUUGUCUAAAGCUGACCAAGGUCAGAUCCAAGUUUAACCAAAUUGGACCAACAAUGCACUGAGCUGUAUCAGGAAGGUCUGAUUGUUUGGCCACAUCCGCACCCUGAUUCAGUCCUUUCUAACACACCUGAUAAAUAUCUGGCUGAUUAUCUGGCAAGUAUCAGUCAGACAGGGGCCCAUAGAUUUUUUGAUUGUGCAAGAGUAGCCCCUUAACUGAAGCACUUUGUAUGUUUGAAGUCUGUAUUACAGCUCGACAGGCUAAUGAAGUCAUGGGGGCUUAUUUACUAAAACCGGGCAAAUCUGCCCACUGCAGUUACCCAUAGCAGCUUAUCUAGCUUUCAUUUUUUUUUAUGGGGCUGAUCGUGCAAAAGUAGCCCCUUAACUUAAGUACUUUGUAUGUCUAAAGUCUGUAUUUCAGCUCGACAGGCUAAUGAAGACACGGGGGCUUAUUUACUAAAACCGGGCAAAUUUGCCCAGUGCAGUUACCCAUAGCAGCUUAUCUAGCUUUUAUUAGUUUACUGUAAGAAGUAUGGAGAGCCAGGUUAGUACCUAUGGGUGCUAUGGCUGCACUGAGGCUAAUUUGCAAAGUGUUGAUAAAAGGUACAGUACAUGAAUGAGUUUACUGAUUUACCUACCUCCUAGGGUUGUCAGAUCCAAACUAAAGGGGCAGUGUCUUGCUCUUAUCAACAUGAGCCAAAUAAAUCAGAAAUAUAUUCUGCCAAUUCUCUGUUUUAAAAAAAAAAAAAAAAAAACUGGUAUUUUAUUAAAUAGGCAAGCAGAUGGUUUGGUUUUUACCUUCACACCGUUCCCCUGGAAUCAGCUGCUGUCCCAUACGCACAUUCCAUGAGAAGGAGAAUCUGAUUAAAUCACUUGUCCUCGAGAGUUGGAAUUAAAUUGAAACUUUCAUACAUUAUAACCCCCAUUUAUUAUUAUGCCACGCUUUAAUAGCUCUUUGUUAUAUUCUGUCAUAAUACAGGUUAUUAUCAUAUAUUUAUAUUGUUUAUUCCUUCUAAGCAGCUGUUUGCCUUUACUCAGCCUUCUUAUCCCUUUCAGGCGUUUCGAGUCAGACAGAAAAUAAAUAGUUCCAUGAGCACCAGCAAAUGGGUCCUUCAUAUGCAAGCAUAAAUGUGCCAAUAACUUGCCAGAAACAUAGUUCAUCAUUUUUAUCAUCAUCAAUUAGUGGGCAGAACACAUUUCCCUAAAGACCCUGUUUAUUUGGCUCAUGUACAAUAGGUUAUUAAUUCCCCUUUAUGCACUGGCAUAAAGUGUCUAACAUAGGGUUACCACCUCAGCAAUAUAUUGAAUCCACAUCCUGCAUGGCUAAUUAGCAAUUUAUUUAGCUGAAUGCUGCAGACUGAACUGAUUUAUGUGCAGCCAUGCAGCAUGCAUCUUAAUUACUUGCUAGCCAUGCAGGAUGUGGAUUCAAUAUGGGACUGGUAUUAAAGUGAGGUGGCAACCCAGUUGAACAUGGAGUGGUUAGGAGAAUACACAUAGAUGCUCAGGUAUACAAAAUACAGAGCAUAAUCAAUAUUUUAGAGUUAUUUUUAAAUGUAGAAGUUAAAGGAAAGUAUAUUUGUAUUUUUGAAACAAGGUAAAUGACAGGUCUUCCACUGCUGAUUAAAGUGAGGGUAUUGUUCCCUGCUUUAUGUACCGUCAUUAUGCUGCCUAUGCAAAAUGGGUGAGAAGCAUCACCUACAAUGGUAGCCCCUUCUCUCACCAUAGGAGGAGGGACGCAGUCUGAAAAACUGAAUUCUUAAACCCGCCCGAUAGAUAUGUGGCUGAUUGUAUUCCCCAUACACAGGCAGGUAAGCAGCUGAUUUGGUCUUGAGGGGCCAAAUCUGCAGCUGAAAUCUGCCAUGAAUGGCCAAUUUAACAAAGGCUGCUGCUUAUGAUUUGUUUAUACAGGCAUUGUUAACUCUUCUUGAACAAAAAACCCUGCGUUUCACAUUAGUUUUUUUAAAUUGGCUAAAAUGUUGCAAAAUAUGGAUUUUCUUUGAUAAGAAUGGAUAGAACACAUUUUUAACAUGUUUAUUGUGUUCAUUGUUAACAAAGGUGUAUGUGGGGAUGUACUGCCACUAUAAGUCUAUUUUUAUUACAAAGGAGUGGGCAUGGAGUUUUACACCAGGAGGCAGGGGCUUUGAUUUAUAUUUUAUAUUGGAUUUAUAUUUUAUACACUGGUGCUUGGUGGUUGGUUGCAGGACAGAUGAAGGUAGAAAAGCAUCCUUUGUUUCUGGGCUUAAAGGGCCACCACCAGCUCGUACCUCCUUCCCAAAUACAUGCACUGACUGCCUGACUUUGCACUAGUAACUGUGCAGCAAGGGCCUAUGGGAUGAAAUGGUUGCUGUAGUUUUUGAUGAUAAAUACGCUUUUGCACAUUUUUGGGGGCCAUUUUGCAGAAACAUGAUUUUUACAAAUACUUUAUUAAAAUGGUUCACUGUGACUGUUUAGGGACCGUCUUUGGUGGAGCAACAUGCAAUUGUGCUGUGCCCAAUCUACACACAUUAUAGGGCUGCAGUACAUCUGCCAGUAUUUGUAGCCCUGCGGCACUGAAAUAUGGCCCACGGGGGGCUCCAUUUGGCCUUCACGUGCCUAAAUCAGUGUUAUGGGCCCCAAGUCAGCUUUACUACUGAAAUGUGAGCAAGUUCAAAUCUGCAGGCACCUACUGAACCCAUGUGACUUACAUUCAUUAUGUAUAGCAAUUCCUUCUUGCUUAUGUUUCCCUUUAAAAUGCUUCUCACAUUCAUUGAUCUAAUUUUACAAGAGACAGUAUUGGUUUUGUGCCAAUAAAUAAUUUUUAAGACCUAAAAA